ACUCUAAUGAGACACUUGAUGCAAGUUAAUACAUUUCUUGAGCGGCGCUUUCACAGGAGCGCACCAAAAAACGCACCGCCGGCUCUGAACUCACUCAUCCAGGCUACCUAUCGCGCUACCACCGGCACAACAGAAAGACAUUUUAUAUUCUCAGCAAGCUUUUAAUUCCUCCACACCCGCCUGUGACUGAGAAAUGAAUCAUAAAACCCUUUUACUGUGGAUUUUCCUACAGUGUGCCGCUGCGCUCUUCUCGCCUGCUCUUGGAGACAACGCUGUUCUUGAAGGUGCAGACAGUGGAUUGGAUGAAUUGUCAACAGACAGCAAGUCUCUUGCUGGCACGGUUAAGUACAGCAUGAGAAAGAGUUUAGAUCUGGACCACGAGGGCUGCAAUCUGAAGACUGGCGAGAAGGAGUGUCUAGAGGAGUGUGGCUUCAACGCCACAGCCAAGACCAUCUUCAUCAUCCACGGCUGGACGAUGAGCGGGAUGUUCGAAAGCUGGAUGCACAAGCUAGUCUCUGCAGUCAUGCAGCGUGAAAACGAGGCCAAUGUGGUGAUCGUUGACUGGUUAUCGAUGGCUCAACAGCUCUACCCUGAUGCAGUCAACUACACUCACACCGUCGGCCUUGAUAUUGCCACCAUGCUCAACUGGCUUCAGGACGAGCGGCAGCUGCCUCUGGAGAAUGUGCACCUGAUUGGCUACAGUUUAGGCGCUCAUGUAGCAGGCUACGCAGGGACAUUUGUUGAAGGGACCAUCGGCAGAAUUACAGGUCUAGACCCAGCAGGGCCAAUGUUUGAGGGAGUAGAGGAACAGAGGCGCCUCUCUCCAGAUGAUGCUGACUUUGUGGACGUGCUGCAUACUUACACACGAGAGGCUUUGGGUGUGAGCAUUGGGAUCCAACAGCCAAUUGGGGACAUUGAUAUCUACCCCAAUGGUGGCGAAGUGCAGCCCGGCUGUGCAUUGGGUGACGUGCUGGCAGUGGCUGGAAAUUUCAUGGAGGUGAUGAAGUGUGAGCAUGAGCGAGCCGUGCACUUGUUUGUGGACUCUCUGAUGAACAAGGACCACAUGAGCUUUGCUUUCCAGUGCACUGGCCCAGAUCGCUUUAAGAAGGGCAUCUGCCUCAGCUGCCGCAAAAACCGCUGCAACAACAUCGGCUACAACGCAAGGAAAAUGCGCAAGAGGCGCAACAGCAAAAUGUACCUGAAGACACGUGCAGACACUCCCUUUGGAGGCUACCACUACCAGAUGAAGAUGCACGUGUUCAACAGAAAACAGGCAGACAAUGCAGAUCCCACCUUCUAUGUCAAGUUGUACGGCGCCCAUAACGAUACAACAAACAUAUUUGUUGAUGUCCAUGAUGACACUGUCGGUCUGAACUUGACCAACACCUUCUUGGUGUUUACUGAGUCGGAAAUCGGUGACCUGCUGAAGAUCCGUCUGAUCUGGGAAGGAGACACUGAAUCCUGGAACUCCGUCUGGAAGAACAUUAAGAAGACGUUCUGGGCCUGGAACACAAAACCUCCCAAACCUGUGCUGGAAGUCCGUCGGAUUCGUGUGAAAUCUGGAGAAACACAGAAAAAGUUUACCUUCUGUGCCCAAGACCCUUCAAAAACUGAAAUUUCUCCAGGGGAAUCGAUAUCUUUUGUGAAAUGUCGUGAUGGCUGGGAAGUGAAACCAAGAAAACGGCUGCCCAUGUAACAACUCAGCACUUCCAACAACCAAUGCACCGUCACCAUGGGGACCCAACAUGGCUAAGUGAGGAGCACUGCCUUCUCUUUAUUUGAGCACUUUUCGUAGGAGGAUGAUUGAUCAGCGCACGGUGAGAGGGUCUUGAUGUCUCAGACUCUGAGCUGCACCUAGAUGGUUUCCAUUGGUUUCUGGAAACAAGGACUCUGAGGUCUGUCCGGCGUUGGAAGGAAAACGGGGUGCAGGAUGGAAGUUGGAGCAGUCUUAACCGUUAAGAUUGCCGAAGGAGUUACAGAACUUUCCUUUUGUGUGAAGUAGAAUAUCAAUCUGUGUCAAUGGACAUACACCAGCAAUUGUAGUCGCUGUACUGUACAUUUUUAAAUAUUUUUUUUUUAUUU
This is a messenger RNA of Thunnus maccoyii (southern bluefin tuna), 2082 nucleotides long. It is a transcript of the gene lipg, whose product is annotated as lipase, endothelial. Gene Ontology annotation, molecular function: protein binding; lipoprotein lipase activity. The transcript has 10 exons. Bases 194 to 1696 code for a protein of 500 amino acids. Lineage: Eukaryota; Metazoa; Chordata; Actinopteri; Scombriformes; Scombridae. The record is from RefSeq and is a predicted model, not a curated record. Gene Ontology annotation, biological process: lipid metabolic process.